This is a messenger RNA of Tigriopus californicus, 1436 nucleotides long. RefSeq lists its product as uncharacterized. The coding region runs from base 612 to 1355 and encodes 247 amino acids. The transcript is spliced from 2 exons. The record is from RefSeq and is a predicted model, not a curated record. NCBI's taxonomy places the organism in Eukaryota, Metazoa, Arthropoda, Copepoda, Harpacticoida, Harpacticidae.
AAAAAAUGGGACGGUAAAGCCAACUCAAAACAAGUCUUGACAGGUGCUUGCAGUACACCGUGCUCAUAGGCAACCGCCAAGACUAACAUACUCAAAGACAUUCCCAAAAAACUGGAAUAUGUGCCACUGUCAAACGAGGUAACCAAACGAGUUUGCAAGCACCGUCAUUAAGAUUCAGUCAGAACCGUGGAGAAACCUCAACCACGAAUUACAUUGACGAGAGUAGCAGUGGUGACCAUGUGAUCCAAAGACUGACAUUGUUCAAUAAAGAAUAGUCCCUGACAAUCAAGUUACAUACUUUGGAUAGAUUUUUCGUCUUCAUUAACUUCACGGAACCCAAUCCACUCCAAUCCAAACCUGUGGUAUUGGGUUUAUUUUGUCUCGCUCUUCAUCCAAAGUGAGAUGUUGUGGCAAAUUUCAAUGCUAACCGCUACGUGUUGCGAAGACAAUGGCUGCAUUGAAGCCUUUUAUGCAUCAAUGGUUGAGUGCUGACUUGAACAACCUUGAGUACGAGUUAUUGGGAAUGAGUUUGAGCUACGAUUGGUUAAUGUGAAGUGAUGAUGCCGUCCGAGGAAUGACGAUUCAAUUCAUACUUUGAGUUUAGCCAGAAUAUGAGAAGCCCAACCAUUGUAAUGGUUCUCUUGAGUUUGGUACAAUGGAAUCAGUCAACAUUGGGUCAGGAUGCCCCCCCCAUUGGCAGUUGUGGUCUUGAGACCAGAAAUCUGAGGACACUGGAGAAAAUUGAAUCCAUUAUCGAGGCCAAACUGGAAUUGAUCCGUGAGCUGAUCAACAAAGCACGGAGAGAUGUCACUCAAAUGAAGGCCAAGGCCUACGAUGAAGGUCAAAUAUACAACCUGCUCUUUCUUGGGGCUUGGGUGAUUGAGAUCGUUGGGGAUUGGGUGACAAACAAACGCACCUACGACAAUUUUAAUGGACAAGAAGACAUGGUUUUGUCCAAUUAUGGCAUGAUUUUCACCUAUGGCGUCGCUGAACAGGCCUCAGUAAUUUUCGGUGGCUUACCCAAUCCAGCUGAUACGAGGAACUGCUUUUUUAUUGAAGAUUUCAUGACAAUCGCCAAUGCGUUCCAAGGCCUCAACCUUCGGACUUGUCAAAAAAGCUUUUACGAUCGGGCCUCGGAUUUUGAGUUCAUCCUUAAAGCCAAGAUGUCUUGUAUCUUGGACAGUUUGGAAGACUCUUCAGCGGAAUUGGGCUGGAUUUUGGACGAGUUCCUAACGGGUGUGUCUCUUAGAAAUCAGAUUCUGGACGAAUCAGAACAAAGUGAGGAAGGCUCGGAGAAAAGUGAGAUAGGAUCCGAGGACUAUAGUCAAAGAUACAAGCAACCUGAAGUACGAUGACGAAUGUCGUUUACAUAUGAGUGAAUGAAGAACAAAACUUAACAUAAUCAUUUUCUUAAAUACAUUCUUCUGAAGCUUGCA